Messenger RNA from Puntigrus tetrazona (Sumatra barb), 3066 nucleotides. RefSeq names its product lipase maturation factor 2a (gene lmf2a). The record is from RefSeq and is a predicted model, not a curated record. Gene Ontology annotation, biological process: protein maturation. Gene Ontology annotation, cellular component: endoplasmic reticulum membrane. Lineage: Eukaryota; Metazoa; Chordata; Actinopteri; Cypriniformes; Cyprinidae.
CGGCGUGCGGCGCGCGUCUCUGCACGUCGGAUGUGUCGCCGAGUCUCAGUCCCGUGCGUUCAAACCUCCCUGAUCUCCAUCUUGAUGAGAAUCCUAAGUUGCUCCCGUCUGUUUCUUUUAGGAGUUUACUGAACAAAAAAAUGGGUGAUAUAAGGCUGCCGAGGCACAUGUUCUUGUGGUGCCUGUCUGCUAUUUAUAUGUUUGCCUUCGCGUCUCUUUACGUGCAGAUUCCAGGUCUGUACGGGAACGAGGGUGUGCUGCCGGCUCGAUGGCAGCUGCGGGUGUCUGGGAAGAGUGUUGCGGAGCAGCUGAAGGAUUCUCCCACGCUGCUGUGGUUCGGUCCUCGUCUGGGUUUGGACACGCAGCAGUGCAUGGAGCUGCUGAGUCUGACCGGAGCUCUGCUCGGUUUAAUGACGCUGGCUCUGCCGGUGCUCAGAGACUGCAGGGUCUUCCUGGUGCUCUGGGUUCUCUACCUGUCCGUCUACCAGGUGGGCCAAGUCUUCUUAUACUUCCAGUGGGAUAACCUCUUGCUGGAGGCGGGUUUCUUGGCCAUUCUCAUCGCUCCCCUGAAAAUGCCCUGGUCCUCGAAGGUGCGUCUCCACGACGGCGUGACUUUCUGGCUGACGCGCUGGCUGUUGUUUCGGCUGAUGUUUGCGUCUGGUGUUGUCAAACUGACCAGCCGCUGUCCCACCUGGUGGGGCCUGACCGCUGUAACCUAUCACUACGAGACCCAGUGCAUACCGACUCCUCUGGCCUGGUUUGCUCAUCAGCUGCCGGUCUGGUUCCAGAAGCUCAGUGUGGUGGGAACGUUUGUUAUCGAGAUCGCCGACCCCUUCCUGUUCUUCAGCCCCGUACGACGACACAGACUCGCCUCCUUCUACCUGCAGGUCCUGCUUCAGGUGUUCAUCAUCCUGUCUGGGAACUAUAACUUCUUCAAUAUCCUCACCAUCACCCUGUGCCUGUCGCUGCUGGACGACCAACACGUGAACUUCUGGCUGCGAAGACCCACGGAGAAGACGGAGAGCACAUCAUUGCAGACUCUGUUCUGUGGUCUGGCGGUGAUGUUCGAGAUCGGGACGUACGCUCUGCUUGGCUACUGGACCGUCAAAUACUUUGGCCUCCAGGUGGAUUGGGAAAACAAAAGCGUCCUUUCCAAAACAGCAUUUACGUAUUUUGAGUUCAACGGCUUCCUGAAGACGGUCACAGUGCCCAGCAUCUGGAUUGGUGUGCUGUCUCUCACGUGGGAGAUCAUCUCCUCCAUGUUUAAGUGUGCGUGUGUGAGAGGAGUGUUGUGGCGUCUCUGGAGCACAAUCCAGUGGGCAGUUAUGGCUGCGGCUACCGUCUCCAUGUUUGCCAUCAGUCUGGUUCCUUACACCUACAUCGAGUAUGAUGCACAUAAUAACCUCUGGCCUGGCGUCCGGGCAGCGUUUGAUCUGACUGACCGUUACCAGCUGGUCAACUCGUACGGAUUGUUCCGGAGGAUGACCGGAGUCGCCGGCCGUCCAGAAGUGGUCAUUGAGGGCAGUAUGGACCGCAACACAUGGACGGAGAUUGAGUUCAUGUAUAAACCGGGGAACAUGAGCGCAGCGCCCCCUGUGGUGGCUCCUCACCAGCCCAGGCUGGACUGGCAGAUGUGGUUCGCUGCUCUGGGGCCUCACACACAGAGCCCCUGGUUCAGCAGCCUCUUACACAGACUCCUGCAGGGCAAACGAGACGUGAUCAGACUCAUUCAGACAGAUGAGUCUCAGUAUCCAUUCAGCAAACAGCCUCCUGUGUACCUCCGAGCUCACCGCUACAAAUACUGGUUCAGUGAGCCUAAAGACGACGGGUCAUAUCCCCAGCGAUGGUGGAGACGGGUGUAUGUGGAGGAGUUCUAUCCCAUGGUGCACCUUGGUGACUCUUACCUUGAACAGAUGCUGGUUCAACAUGGUUUGAAGGAUAAGGUUCCUCCGAGGCGCAGCUCGAAUGCGCUCCCUCAGAUGUUGCGUCACGUGGGUAAACGCGUCCGUGAGAUGCCAGCUCCUCUUCUGCUCUGGACUCUCUUCAGCUCGGCCGCGACCGUGUGUCUCCUCAACUCUCUGAGAUCUCGUCCGCACCACCUCCAGCACGAAUCGGUCCAGAGCAAACGCUCAGCAGAGCGCUCCGGCGUGGUGCAGGAGGACGAGAAGAAACACGAGGAGGAGGAGGAGGACGAGAAGAAACACGAGGAGGAGGAGGCAGAAGAAGAUGGACUAGAGCAGGAAGAAGAUGCAUCAAGUGAAGAAGAACAGGAAGGAGAACUUGAAAGGGAAGUAAACGCAGGGGAAACGGAAGAGGACAGCCUCAGGAAAAGGAAGUGAGGACUUCCGAUCAUCUGAGGACUGUGAUUCCAGCUCAGGGUAAUAACAUCCACCCCAAAACACCAGCACUUCCACCCUGGUUGUGUCGAAACAUUGGCUUUUCUGUUUUCACAGGCAGGUUUGUGAGAUGUAGGCAGCGUAGUGAUGCAUUCGUGUUGAUUUAUCCGCCAGUUCUGUUGUAUGGUCUUCGAUUGCUUUGACAGGUAAAUGCAAAACAAGGUAGGUUACUGUUUUGCACCAACUGCUACAUGCCACACUAAAGGAUGUUUUCCACCAUGAGACCUAAAAAUAACUGUAAAAAUGUACUUUUAAAUGCACAUGCUGGACUUCAUUGAACUACGCUUUGAAUCGAACGCAACAAAAUACCAAAAACUGCACUUUUGACUUGAUGGACAAUUUAGACAACCAUUUAUUGUUUUGUGAACGAAGCCCAGUAUGCGCUGUGCCUUACAGUAUGCCAGGAGUAUCAGAGAAAUCGAUGUACCUGUUUAAAAUGACAUUUAAGUAGUUUUCCCCUUCGACUGUCAUGUUGUAUAGGUGGUAAUAUAUUAUAUGACAUCAAAUGGUUUAUUAGACCGUAACUGGUUAUGGUCUGUGAUAUUUGUGUAUUGUAAUAAGAUUUUUGACCACUGUCAUGUACAGUAGUAUUGCAUGCUUAAUAUAAGUGAAAAUGCACCAAAAAAGCUUUAAUGUUUUGUAAUAUUUUUAAUAAACAUAGAAAAAUAUA